This is a messenger RNA of Coregonus sp. 'balchen', 3852 nucleotides long. The record is from the annotation of a GenBank genome assembly. NCBI's taxonomy places the organism in Eukaryota, Metazoa, Chordata, Actinopteri, Salmoniformes, Salmonidae.
AUGACGGCUCUGGGUGAAGUUGGAAGCUUCUUGCACGGCAUUGAUGGUGUGGGGCACGUCGGGUCCCAUUAUCUCCUGACGUCUCUUCGAGAGAGUCCAGUGGUACUGCUGGGUCAGGGUGAACACCUCGUACCUGGUGCUGGGGAGAGGCUGUCCCGGAGCGCCACGGCAGAUUUAACUCAUUUAAAAGGGAUUAUCCGGAGAAGGCAGCUAUACUGUAGAACUGGAUUUCAUCUGGAAAUUCUUCCGGAUGGCACUGUACAAGGGACAAGAAAGGACCACAGUAGAUUCGGUAAUUAUCAAGUUAUUAAUGUGUAAUAUUUCACAUCUAAUAUUACACGUUAAUAUUAUAUGGUUAAUAAUGUAACCAUAUAUGUGCAAUAUUCAUUAUAAUAAUACCUUAUUAUUAUAAUUAUUUGAUUCUAAUUAUAAUUCUUAGUAUUGUUAUUAUUAUUAUUAUUUGUGUUAGAGCAAGAUCAGUUUCAUAGCUUAACAUCAGUUGCUAAUAUUAGGCCUACAGCAAAAGUGCAACUUAAUGCAACAGUUAUAAUUUCUUCAAUAAAUAUAAGUGGAAGUCAUGUGAAAGUCUUAUAGUGAAAUGUGGCUAUAUUCUACCCUGCUGGGUCACAAUCUGUAAAAUAAGGCUUAGAUCUCUCUGGUGAAAUACACCUGGAACAACUGAUUUAUUCUUCUCCAGGUAUUUUGGAAUUCAUAAGCCUUGCUGUUGGAUUGAUAAGUAUUCGAGGAGUGGACAGUGAUCUCUACCUGGGGAUGAAUGACAAUGGAGAGCUCUAUGGUUCUGUAAGUAUUACACUAAUUCACUGUCUCUCUGCUGUUUCUGUACUCCCACCUCUCAUUGAAAAUGUGUUGUAAAAGAUUCUCUGGGUUGUCUUUUGUUGUCCAAUAUAAAUUAUAUUAUACCAGCAGGUGGCAUGAAUGGGUUUUAUUCACUAUUGCUGUCAUUCUGUGUCACGCCCUGAUCUAGAGAACUCUUCUUGGUUGGGUCAGGGUGUGAGUUUCUGUUGAGAUCUAUGCUAUUGUAUUUCUAUGUUGUAGAUCUAGUUAGCUUUUUCUAUGUUUGGCCGGAUGUGAUUCCCAAUCAGAGGCAGCUGUCGCUCGUUGUCUCUGAUUGGGGAUCAUACUUAGGUAGUCUGGUUGCCUACCUUAGUUGUGGGAUCUUGACUCAUGUUUGGCUUGUUGUGGUGUAGCCACUGUUUGAGCUUCACGUUUCGUUGUUUUGUUAUUUUGUCAAGUGUUUAUUUGUAUUAAUAAACAUGUACGCAUACCACGCUGCACCUUGGUCUGACCCGUCUCUCAACGAUCGUGACAUUCUGCCAUAAAGGAUCCAGUUCUGGACUAGUUAUGUUCUUAUCAUCUGUAAACACACAGUCCAUCCUUACCAUUUUGGUAUUUUUGGUAUUUUAGUAGGAUCCCCAUUAGCUGUGCAAAAGCAGCAGCGACUCUUCCUGGGGUACACACAAAACAUGAAACAUGACAUAAUACAGAACAUUAAUAGACAAGAACAGCUCAAGAACAGAACUACAUAUUUUUUUUUAAAGGCACAUGUAGCCUACAUAUCAAUACAUACACACAAACGAUCUAGGACAAAUAGGGGAGAGGCGUUGUGCCGUGAGGUGUUGCUUUAUCUGUUUUUUGAAACCAGGUUUUCUGUUUAUUUGAGCAAUAUGAGAUGGAACGGAGUUCCAUGCAAUAACGGCUCUAUAUAAUACUGUACGCUUUCUUGAAUUUGUUCUGGAUUUGGGGACUGUGAAAAGACCCCUGGUGGCAUUGUGGGGUAAGUGUGUGUGUCAGAGCUGUGUGUAAGUUGACUAUGCAAACAAGUUGGGAUUUUCAACACAUUAAUGUUUUUUAUAAAAAGAAGAAGUGAUGCAGUCAGUCUCUCCUCAACUCUUAGCCAAGAGAGACUGGCAUGCAUAGUAUUUAUAUCAGCCCUCUGAUUACAAUGAAGAGCAAGACGUGCCGCUUUGUUUUGGGCCAGCUGCAGCUUAACUAGGUCUUUCCUUGCAGCACUGGACCACACGACUGGACAAUAAUCAAGAUUAGACAAAACUAGAGCCUGCAGAACUUGCUUUUUGGAGUGUGGUGUCAAAAAAGCAGAGCAUCUCUUUAUUACGGACAGACCUCUCCCCAUCUUUACAACCAUUGAAUCGAUAAGUUUUGACCAUGAUAGUUUACAAUCUAAGGUAACGCCAAGUAAUUUAGUCUCCUCAACUUGUUCAACAGCCACACCAUUCAUUACCAGAUUCAGCUGAGGUCUAUAACUUAGGGAAUGAUUUGUACCAAAUACAAUGCUCUUAGUUUUAGAGAUGUUCAGGACCAGUUUAUUAGUGGUACCCAUUCCAAAACAGACUGCAACUCUUUGUUAAUAUUAUAUGGUAUAUGGUGACUUCAUUAGCUGUGGUUGCUGAUGCGUAUAUGGUUGAAUCAUCAGCAUACAGUGGCAGGUCAUUGGUAAAAAUAGAAAAGAGUAGAGGGCCUAGAGAGCUGCCCUGUGGUACACUACACUUUACAUGUUUGACAUCAGAGAAGCUUCCAUUAAAGAAAACUAUUUUAGUUCUAUUAGAUAGAUAGCUCUGAAUCCAUGAUAUGGCAGAGGUUGAAAAGCUAUAACACAUAUAUUUUUUCAACAACAGGUUAUGGUCAAUAAUAUCAAAGGUUGCACUGAAAUCUAACAGUACAGCUCCCACAAUCUUCUUAUUAUCAAUUUCUUUCAACCAAUCAUCAGUCAUUUGUGUCAGUGCAGUACAUGUUGAGUGCCCUUCCCUAUAAGUAUGUUGAAAGUCUGUUGUUAAUUUCUUUACAGAAAAUAGCAUUGUAUUUGGUCAAACACAAUUUUUUCCAACAGUUUGCUAAGAGCUGGCAGCAAGCUUAUAGGUCUACUGUUAGAACCAGUAAAGGCCUCUUUACCAUUCUUGGGUAGCGGAAUUACUGAUCGAUUCGAUGAAUGAUGGUGUUGAAAUUGUCUUUCUACCCAUAAUUUCAUUUAAAGUACUCCAAAGUUUUUUUCCAUCAUUCUUUAUAUCAUUGAUAUUGGCUUCAUUAUACAGUUUCUUCUUCUUUUUGUUGAGUUUAGUCACAUAAUUUCUCAAUUUGCAGUAAGUCAACCAGUCAGAUGUGCAGCCAGACUUAUUAGCCACUCCUUUUGCCCCAUCUCUUUCAACCAUACAGUUUUUCAAUUCCUCAUCAUUCCAUGGAGCCUUAACAGUUCUAACAGUCAGUUUCCUAGCAGGUGCAUGUUUAUCAAUAAUUGGAAGAAGCAAUUUCAUAAAUGCAUCAAGUGCAGCAUCUGGAUGCUCCUUAUUAAUCACAUCAGACCAACACAUAUUUGUUUACAUCAACCAACAUAUGAGUCACAGCAACAUAUUUUGAAUGAUCUCUUAUACACUAUUUUAGGCCCAGCUGUUGGAACUUUGGCUUUCCUGGAUAUAGCCCCUAUAUUGUGAUCACUGAAUCCAAUGGGUACAGAUACAGCAUUAGAACAAAGUUCUACAGUAUUAGUAAAAAUGUGAUCGAUACAUGUGGAUGAUCUUGUUCCUGUAGUGUUUGACUUCACAAUCUGAUCUGAAAUACUUUUCUAUCCUGUAGGAGAAACUUACUGCUGAGUGUGUCUUCAAGGAGCAGUUUGAGGAGAACUGGUACAACACAUACUCCUCCAACCUUUACAAGCACGGAGACAAAGGGACUCGCUACUUUGUGGCGUUAAACAAGGACGGCACGCCUCGGGACGGAACAAAGUCCAGGCGACACCAGAAGUUCACCCACUUCCUGCCCAGGCCCGUGGACCCUGAACGGGUUCCGGAGCUGUACAAGGAGAUUCUGGGCCACAGCUGA